GGUAGGCAUCACAGGGAAAUCAUCGUAUUUAUUAGCUGUCUUUCUGUGGCUGUCCCCAUGGUGACAAUUUGUGAUGGCAAAGAAUGUGAGAACGGGGAGCCUAAUGCCUGAUUGGGAUGCUUUGUAUUUGGCAAAGUGGCUUCUGAUUGGCCUGAGAAAGCCUCCUAACUAGAAGGACUUGAUAUUCAUUCAGUUUACUCAAGUGCCGCAAAACACUCACAGGGUCCGGCUGCUUCUCUAAAGGUUGGUAGUGUCUAACCUAUGUAACAAGAUUAGCUGACACUCUGCAGACCACUGGGGGUGGUCCAUGGACCCCAGUUUGGGAACCACUGGCCUAGCCUGAGCAUCAUCACCUGCCGUGUAACUCGGGGUUGCCGAGCCGCGCUGCCUGGGGAGCGCGGGAGCCGGAUCCUUCCUCUUCAUGGACGGGCCUUCCUCCCCGGUGCUGUGAGAGAUGGCCUCGGCCGACAGCGAGGUGAAGACGCUCCUCAACUUCGUCAACUUGGCCUCGAGCGACAUCAAGGCGGCCCUGGACAAGUCGGCUCCGUGCCGGCGUUCCGUCGACCAUAGGAAGUACCUGCAGAAGCAGCUCAAGCGCUUCUCCCAGAAAUACUCCCGCCUGCCUCGCUGCCACCAUCACCACCACCACCACCUGCAGCAGCAGCAGCAGCCGCCUCAGCCCGCCAGGGAUCGGAAGGCGCCUGAGGAGAGAGCGCGAGGAGGCCUCGAGGCUCCCGUCGGCCGAGGCGACAGAGACAGCAAGGCCUGCAAAGCCGCAGAGGCCGGCGAGCAGCAGCAGGGCGUCUCUGAGGCGACCGCUAGGCCCGACCAAGUGCCCAUGAGGAAAAGGCAGCUGCCCGCCUCAUUUUGGGAAGAGCCCCGGCCGGCCCCGGGCCCUCUGGGCGGGAACGGCGUCGCCUUCCCGGCGGGAGCCGCUUCCAACUCCUUGUCACCGUCGUCGUCGUCGUCGUCCUCCUCCAAGGACUUGCCUGUCCUUGAGGCAAAGAAAAAUAAAAAAAGUCCGGAUGGCAGGACGGUUAGCGCUGCCGAGAGCCCGCCGGGAAGCAGGCCGGACGCUGAGGCCGCGCAGGUACUGAGCGCCUGGAGCUGCUGUCCAUUUCAGUACCACGGACCGCAAGCCUCUCCCGGCGUCUACCCGCCGCCGCCGCUCGCCGCUUCCCUUCCGCCGGUAGGCCCCUUCCCGGGCCUGGGCCUGUGGAGGAAAAACGCGGCCUCGCCGGCGGAGGUAGAGCCCUUCUGCAAGGCGGACGGCGGCGGGGCAGGCCCGAAAGUGCACCGGCCGGUGGUUUGGAAGCCCAUUCCCACCAAGCCCGCCGCGCCGCCCCCCAUCUUCGGCGUCUUUGGGUACAUCUAGGCAUGGCGGGCCUGUAUUCGCCGCCGCCUUGCGAGGGCCUUGCCUCUCGCUGGACCGUCAGCAGCGCCGCGUCGCCGGCGAUGGAGGGAGCGGGGACAAAGGCCUGAAAGAAUGGCCGGCCUGGUUCUGCUCUCCCUCUCUUGUGUGGGGCGAGAAUCCGGACCCCUGCAAGGACCACCCGCGUUCUCCCCCUGGCUGGGUUGGCCAAGGAGACAUCAGGAACAGAAAUAAUGAUGGUGAAUUUAUUCAGGAGUUGACUAC
Lacerta agilis (Sand lizard) is the source of this 1636-nucleotide messenger RNA. RefSeq names its product family with sequence similarity 181 member A (gene FAM181A). The record is from RefSeq and is a predicted model, not a curated record. The transcript has 2 exons. The coding region runs from base 455 to 1375 and encodes 306 amino acids. NCBI's taxonomy places the organism in Eukaryota, Metazoa, Chordata, Lepidosauria, Squamata, Lacertidae.